Molecule: messenger RNA, 1057 nt
Organism: Durusdinium trenchii
Lineage: Eukaryota; Dinophyceae; Suessiales; Symbiodiniaceae
Source: the annotation of a GenBank genome assembly
GUAUGUGGCUUUCUUCUGCCCAGUGCGCCCGCUCCCUCCCACAUGGCCCAGAUGGGGCCAUCAGAUGACAUUGGAAGAAUCGCAUUCAGAUGUUGAUGUUAAUGUAUGUUACGCUAUAAGACAUUGUCCAGUCCUUUUUGUUUUCACCAGCAGAAGUAGCUUGGGGUUACAAUGUUACAAGAAUAGUCAAAAGCAUCAAGCAAAUCGGAACAUCUUUGAGAGCAGGUUGGGAAGCAGGUUCCGGAUGUAUUUUUGCCGGUCGUUUCAGACAGAGACAUUGACGGUUCAUGCCUUCCCAGAAGAAUCAUUGAGUCACAUUGAUUUGUGGUAGGUCCACCUGGCUGGACAUUUUAUAGAGGUAUCGUGAGUGGGAGCUCGAGGCAUGGCUGGCUGGGGAAUGCUCAACCCCCCGCUCAAUGGUGGUGGCAGAGGCAUGUGGCUCUGCAACGUUAUUGGCGAAUGAUGGACCCGAAGCACCACCGUCUACGACGAUACCAACCAAGGACCUUUUUGGUCCUCUCAUGCUGCAACACACAGUUAAGGAGACUUCCGAGGCAGAUGGUGAUCUUCGGAUCCGUGCCUCCGCUGCAUCCCCUUCCAAGUCCGGACAUUUGUACAGAGGGCAGAUUGAGGCCUCAAGAGCACCUGUGGGUUUGUCACGAAGGGCGUACGGAGAGUACGGAGAUGGAUACCUUCUAGGCCACCCAAAUCUGGUGGCUACGAGCAGGGGUGACUCCACGGUCUCGUCUGAUGAGGAGAUUGGUUUCGUCAAUCAUUUGGGUAUUGCGGACAAAGCAAGGGAGUCCAAAAUUGGACAGCCCCCUGCGAUGGGUGCUGCGGGAAGUUCUCUUGGGAAUUCAAGUAAUUAUUGGGCCAUGCGCCGCAGCAUCUGCAGACCUUCAGUUCUGGGGAAAACAACUGGUUGAGCUGCACACUACUGCACACUAACUACUGCACCAGAUCAACCCUAAUCUUGAAGUUUGAGCAGUUGCUGACGUUGAAGAGAUGUUGAUUUCUUUGCGGCUUGCUCCUUCGCUUCAGAGCUUUAAGAUGCUGC